Oppiella nova is the source of this 825-nucleotide messenger RNA. NCBI's taxonomy places the organism in Eukaryota, Metazoa, Arthropoda, Arachnida, Sarcoptiformes, Oppiidae. The record is from the annotation of a GenBank genome assembly.
ACAUAAUACACAACAAUAAAUACAAAUACAAUGUUUAGGUUAAUUAUAAUAGCUUUAAUACUCAGCGCAUUUAGUAGUAGAAGUCUAGCGGACAGGGAUAUGUCCGACGAGGACAUGGAUUCAAAUGGAAAGAUAAUUGGCGGACAUGACGCUAAAGCCGGUGAUAACCCACACAUGUGUUCACUGCGAUGGGAUGGUAGCCACUGGUGUGGCGCCAGUAUUAUUGGGGAGCAAUGGGUGCUAACCGCAGCCCACUGUGUAUUAAUUGGGGACACAUAUCGUAUCAAAAACGGUACAGCAUCGUUACACUGUGGCAGUAUUGCACGUAGCACAAGUGGUUUAAAUUACAAUGUUAGCAAGAUUAUUUAUCACGAGUUAUAUGACCAGCACGGACUUCACGAUAUCGCGUUAUUACAAAUAGUGGGCAAAUUUGAGCUUGGUUCAAAAUAUCUGAAUAAAAUUGAAAUGGCUGCCAAAGACACGGAUAUAGCACCGGGAUCUAUAGUUAAGAUAAUUGGUUGGGGUAUGACUAAUGAAAACAUUACGACAUUACCCGAGAUAUUACAGACACUGGAUGUGCCGGUUGUUAAACGCAGUGACUGUCAGUCCAUUUAUAGAGACUUUUAUAACUAUACCGUCGCUGAGACCAGUAUAUGUGCCGGUGGUGAGGGCCGGGAUAAUGACUCGGGAUCACCCCUAACAUACAACAACACUUAUAUUGGGAUAACUAUAUGGGGUAAACAUUGUGCUCGGGUAGGCUACCCAACCGUAUAUACCAGGGUAGCUAAAUAUAGGGAUUGGAUCCAUAAUCACACAGGAAUUUAA